AUGGGCCACUCGUGUGACUCCGUUAACGCAGGAGGAGAAGGACGAGCUGGAGGUGGCGAAGACCCCAGGCCUGCUCGCACCCAUGAGCAUUUCACCCUGAAGGCCAGCUUCCUUCAGUCGCUGGCGGCAGCACUUCCAGGGGCGGCUGCCGCGGCAGCUGAAGCACAAGCCCCUUCUGGGCUGCCUGAAGGAGCAGAGACUGGGACCGCGUCGUCACGCCAGUCGCAAAGCGGGUGUGCGACCUGA
This is a messenger RNA of Closterium sp. Naga37s-1, 246 nucleotides long. The record is from the annotation of a GenBank genome assembly. NCBI's taxonomy places the organism in Eukaryota, Viridiplantae, Streptophyta, Zygnematophyceae, Desmidiales, Closteriaceae.